Molecule: messenger RNA, 2095 nt
Organism: Drosophila hydei
Lineage: Eukaryota; Metazoa; Arthropoda; Insecta; Diptera; Drosophilidae
Exons: 5
Coding region: 239-1921 (560 amino acids)
Cellular component (GO): plasma membrane
Source: RefSeq, a predicted model, not a curated record
CUCAUUCAGUGUGCGCUGCUCGUGCAGUGAGGACGUUGUCAGCUCCAGCAAAUAGUAAAAAUUGAUAGUGCUCGUUUCUAGUUAAGUUGCCAGUGCAGUGAGACCAAAUCAGUGUUUGACUCUUAGAGAGCUGCUUAGCUACUCUAUAACAAUCUCAUCUCGACUCUCCAGUUGAUACAAAUCACGCACUUCAACCCAAUUUGGAUUUGCAUAGCUGCAGCUAAUUGGAGAUCGAAAAAUGGCAACAGCACAGCAUCCAUCAAUUGCUUUAGUAUUUCUAGCUCUAAUUGGUCUCAGCCUGUGGCCGUUGCAUGCCUCAGCAUCACCCGUCACCAAUGAAGACAUUAGUGGAACCUUAAAAUCUCUGAUCUAUUCGUAUAAUCAGCUGGAUAACAAGCUGGAGCGACAUGAGCAUCGGGAGCGCGCACUGGGCGAGCUGAUGAAGAAGGCAAUGCAGGCACUGCAAAAGGGUCAGCGGAGCCUGGAGCCGAUGAGCGGAAUAUUUGGACGACUGGACGAGCGUGUCAGUCAGAUUGAGACCAUGUUGAUCACGCAAGAGGAGAAGUAUAAUACUGAAACGGACAAGCUCAAUCGGGCCAUGGAACAUAUGUUCAAAUGGAUGCGAGAGAACGACGAAUGCUUUAAGAAUCCACCAGGUGCACCCAAGGCAAUUGCUCCACCAGUUGCAGCCGCCUCUGCCUCCGCCAUACCCAAUGAAUUUGUGAAGGAACAGCAGCAAAUCAAUAAGCAGCUGCUCAGCGAGCUCAAGCAACUGACUUCGAGUGUCGCCCAGCUGGUGGACAGCAGCAAACAGGCCGCCCAACAAACCCAACAGGGUUUCGAGCGCAUGCCCAAGUCCGAUGAGCUGCUAAGCCAAAUCGAGACCAAGCUACAGCAGCACAGCGCCGCAGCAGCCGUUACCACAGUUGCUCCGCCCAAGAAUGAUGAGCUUGAGCGGAAGCUUGUAGAACGUCUGGGUCAGUUGAGCAGCCAAGUGGCGGAGCUGCGCAAUGCCACAGCGCAGGCGCCACCUGCUUCGCUGGGUCUCAACGAGAAGGAUCGCGUCUAUAUGCAGGAGCUCAACAAUGAGACGCUCAAUGCCCUGGCGGCACUCAAGACCGAAUCACUGUUGGGUCAGCAAACAGCACUGCGUCAGACCACGGAGCAAAUGCAACAAACGGAGGCGAACAUACAGGGCGAUCUGAAGCAAGUGUCGAGUGACUUAGUCCUGCUCAACCAACUCUACAAGGGCAUCAAUGCCAGUCAUAGCAAAUUGAACGAUGGCUUCGAUGCGCUGGGCAAGUUUAACAAUAUCAUGAUGACCAACUCGGAGGUGGUCCUGGACACGCAGCGCAAGGUCGAGUUCGGCACGCUGCAAAUUGUGCAGAAGGUGAGCCUGCUGCUGGAGCAGCAGGUGGCCGAGUUGACAAGCUUGGUAAAGGCACGCUUCAACGAGCUGAACGAUACGCUGGUAGACACGCAGGAGGAGGCCAAUCGCAAUAUUAGCGGACUGCUGGAUACAGCUCUGUCCCAGGUGUGGCACCGCAUCGAGAUCAUGAGCACCGAAAUCGGCCAAAGCAGAGAGAUGUUGGGCCUGAUGCAAGCUGGGCACGAUGGCUAUGUGAACAGCACGUUUAGCACCAUGAUGGGUCUGAGCAGCAAAGUGGAGGAGACUAAAAAGCACAUGAUCGACAUGGAUGACAACUUGAACUAUUUGUUGGGCAAACUGUCGCUGAUGUCCAGUGAAUUUGCCAACAUCAAGAAAGGUCUGGCUGACUCGCUGAUGGAUUUGCGCAAUUCGUUUCAGUUGAUACACGAGCGCAUGCCCAACAGCUCCGACCCGCAGAACAUCGAGAAGAACAAGUAUCUGACCGAUGUGAAUCUCCUGUCCAAGCGACACGCUCAGUCCGAGCGGCAGUAGAGCCGAGAACGCCUGCAGCCAGGCAACCAAAUACAUAUACAAUAAAAGCCUAACACUAGCCUCUAAGUAAACGAACUUACAAUUAAAAUACAUAAAAUAUUUAUGCAAAACUCAAAUUAACAUGCUUCAUGUGUAAAUCUCUGCAAAUACAUUUCGUUUAUGAAUAACAAACAA